AUGUCGCUGACGCAGGAGAGCUCACAACGGCGACGCCCGCGAAGAGGUGGAUCACGGUGUAGUCAUUCGGCUAGGCUCGAUGUUCCCUCGCUCGAGCUAGGAUCCAAGAUGAGCCUCCAACUAGCUCACGAGCGAAACGGCAUCCUGCUCGCUCAUGCUCACUCGAGCUCUUGCCGUGGUCACAGAGGCCGCAUUCUCCGUGCACUCCAGGACAGUAGUGCCGACCCCGGCAAAGCUCAGGCAUGUGGUCACUGCAACCAGCUUACAGCUCGCCUCGCCGAAUCGCUCUUGCACCAUCUCCUCUUCGCGAAAGGACAGCUUCCGGAGCCAGUCAGUUUGAUGCGCAAGAAAAGGGAAUUGACCGCUCUCCAUGCUGCAACUUCAACACAACACCGAUCAAAAACCAACUCGGCUCGAGCGAGGAAAGAGGACAAGCUGCUCCGCAAGCUAGAACAGCUUCGAGUGCAUCUCGAACAAGCAGCGGCGCAUCUUGCCACAUCUGCAGACAACAACGGCCAAGGUCCAUCAGGUCGCCCCGGUACAUCAUCAUCAGACGGCGUUCCCACCAGCGACAUUAGGCUACUAGUUGUGAUGGGAUCCAGCGCCACCAUGCCGAGGGAAGUGUUUGUUCUUGAUCUCAUUCAGGCGAUUGGCCCUUGUGGAACUGCUCAGGAGACAGCUCAGCACCUCUUCAAUGAUGCUCGUAGCGACGCAGCUCAGAGCAUCAACGAACAAGUGGAGAAUGAGCUCUUUUACCUGCUACAACAAUCAUCCGAACAAACUCGCGAUGCAGCAAAAGACAAGACGAGUAGCAACUGGGAGCGCAAACUAGUCCGUCUGCUGGUAAGCGACGAGCGGCUUGAGCCUUUUCUUGGGACGUCCUUGGCUCCGACCAAGAUGCAUCUCUUUCUCAGUGCACCCACCACCUUUCGAUCUCCAGGGUGGUCUGCGAGACCACACCUCGACUUUGACUUGGACCGACUUUGCAAGCAGCAAGCGACCGAUGUGUGCGAAUCAGCAACAUCUUCGACUGACAACAGCAUGACAUCGCCACACCCGCAUCGUAGGCACAAUCUGAAGAAGGCAGCACUGUCACCAAGCCCUUUGCGAGGCCAAGGAAGAAGAUGGAGCAAGACAGCGUGCCAAUCAUCGUCUUCUGUCGCAGAGUCCUGGCCGGAAGAAAGCAGCUCGGAUCACAUGGGCGAGUCAAGCAUGAGCUCCGUAUCGGACGACAGUCGACCUCCUUUUUCUGCGGAGGCGGCGAUCCUUGGGAGGGAUGAUUGGCUUCCAAGAUGCAGCAGUCCCUUGGCUGCAACCUCACAAUCGCAGAGCAACGAGGAUAGCCGGACAGCCUCUUCGCUCGGUUCUUCGACAAUGUAUGGCCAUGAUACGUACGACGCAGUCAUCCACUCGGAGGAGGCUUUGAUCAAGUCUACAGAUCAGAGUAGGAUCAAGUUAGCGCCCACGAGAAGUUCAGCUGAUUCGAUGCUGAUCGAUUCGGAUCAAGCCAUCAGGCGUCGAUCGCGAGAGCCCAAAGCUGGAAGCCUGCUAAGUCGCAAUCUACUCAAAGGUCGAGGUAAUGGACAACAUUUGUAUGUAGGAUCCGACUCGAGCUCUGUGCGUUGGGCAACAUUGUCAUCGAAGCGAGCUCCUCGCUGUGCUGGCUUACAGAUAGACUUUACUGAUCCAGAGCGACCCCGGUCGCAUACCAUGGCUGUAGAGCAAGAAAGUGCAACAUUGUCAGGGAGGCCUGCUGUUGAACGUUGCUGGUUCCAGUGCGAAGCCGUGCUGGAAGGCUUUCGGUGA
This is a messenger RNA of Ustilago hordei, 1806 nucleotides long. RefSeq lists its product as uncharacterized. The record is from RefSeq and is a predicted model, not a curated record. The coding region runs from base 1 to 1806 and encodes 601 amino acids. Gene Ontology annotation, biological process: regulation of exit from mitosis. Lineage: Eukaryota; Fungi; Basidiomycota; Ustilaginomycetes; Ustilaginales; Ustilaginaceae. Gene Ontology annotation, cellular component: nucleus. The transcript has a single exon.